GAACCCUUGUACCCAGACAGCCAACUGCCGAGGAACAGGUUAGCCGGGUCUCAUCCUUGAGACCCUAGAGAGAGCAGAAUGUUCUCUUGCUGCCUUCAAACUGCUCAACACUCAGGCCUCAAGAAGGACAACAGUGAAGGCCAUGGUGGUGUCUGGAGACAGCGGGUUCGUUCUUGCCUCCAACACCUCUGGCCAUUUGGUAGGAAGGAAACAAACUUGACCCAGGGAAACCAGGGUCAGGAACACACAGACCAGGUUGAGAAGAAGUCUGCCCCAAAGAACCCGAAGGAGCCCUGUACAGAGUCCCGCAUCAAUGCAGACAUGGUGGAAAAGUUGGUGAACCACCUGGUACCUUCCCUGCAGGGUGGGGACCUCUUCUUUGUCCCUGCCUUCCUGUACACCUACCGAAGGUUUGCCACAACCCAGCAGGUGCUGGACCUGCUGCUCAAGCGGUAUGAAUACUUCCGCCCUUAUUGUGAGGAGGAUGAACGGGUAAAGAAGACCAUUUGUACCUUCCUGGACACGUGGAUGGACAAGAAACCUGAGGAAUUUUGCCAGACUUCAGCUCUGUCCAUUGUGAGACAGAUGAAGAACUUUUUGAUUGUACAUACACCCUACUCAGACCUUGUUCUCCGUGUUCAUAUGCUCCUGACUCAUUUGGAGGAACAAAAGGCCACUGAAACAGAGGCCAGGGAUGAAGAAGUCUCAGAUCCAGAGCAUUAACAUCUGCAACACGUCUGUCUCCAUCCACACAUCUGUAGAUCCAGAGCAUUAACCAGCAGUGAAGCCAGUCAUCUAGAGCCAGAACCAACUUGUGCACCAGAGUAAAGAUCACAAACACCACCAGAAGAUUCCAUGAUACCUCUGCUGUUGGGACCAGACAUGACAGCAGAUUCAAGCCAGGACAGCAGCAGCAGCUGUGGUUUCUGUGUGUCUCACACAACAGGAGUCACUGAGCAACUUUCACACACCUUACCUUAAGAGCAGUGGGUCCAGCUCCCCAGAAAAUGGUCCUGCCAUCCCUCUUCCCUCUUGUUGUCCAUCUAUAUCUGCUCUGCAUACAGCACCAGCUCUGCUGUUCUCCACAGGGUGGCCCAUUUCAGUCCAGCAGCAGUCGUUGCACCACAACCAACUUCCCCUCUCCUCAGAAAUAGUCUCUUUAGUCUUCUGGCUCUUUUCAAUGUGUGUGAAAUUAUGGUUUUAAUAAAUCAUUAGUGCUUGA
Molecule: messenger RNA, 1222 nt
Organism: Myodes glareolus (Bank vole)
Lineage: Eukaryota; Metazoa; Chordata; Mammalia; Rodentia; Cricetidae
Product: ral guanine nucleotide dissociation stimulator-like
Source: RefSeq, a predicted model, not a curated record